CCCACGACACUAGAAAGCCACCAAGAAGAAGAAGCUGGUGGUUCCAGCCGUCAUUCCCGGAUCCGGGACGUGGAGAGAGCUGAGACGGCUGAGUUAGCUGCAGCCCUCCGCCAUGCAGAGAAGCUGUGUGAGACCCAGAGAGCCUGCAGCAACGCUGUUCUGGAGAGGAUGGGACUCUCCAUCCAGCAGCACACCCCCCACUUACCUCAGCCUCCAGCGUCUCCCAGAAGGAGCCCUAGAUGCUCCCUUCCAGGGAGGAGGACCCGGCCCAUGGCAGAGGAGGACCACAGGGGUUGGACGUCCACCACCAAACGGACGUUGUUAGAAGACGAGCCUUUCUUGGAGAAGAAGCUGCGUCUGGGCUCUCAGAUGGCAAUCGUCGCCUGUAAGAUCGCCAAGCUGAGAGAUGCAACCAGGAGCCCGAGUCCAGACUCCCCCCUCAGCUCGGUGGACCUCCACACCCCCACUGAGCUGAGGGACAAUUCACUCCUCUCGUUCCCCCCUACUCCUCCUCCCAGAGCCGGCACGAGACCGUCUUGUAUCCCGGUGGCGAAGCGUGGUGGAGCAGGCAAGAAGGCAGCGAAGAGAAAGCUCCAGUCUUCAAGAAGUACAUCAGAGGACCUUGGGACUGUUGAGAUGAUCCAGCCCGACCAGGGUCCUUCCCGGGUUAGGGUUAGUCACCAACCAGCACCCCCCAGUAGGACCCCGGCGUUGGCCCCCAAGGCACCAGCACCUCCAUCCAAAGCUGCCCCACCCAACCGAAAAGGACCUCGCCGUGGGACAAAGCUCCGGGCAAAGGCUGUCGGGGCAGAAGAAGACCUCCAGCCCUUCAGCAAACCUGCAGAGAAACUGUCCCUGUCCCUCACACAGCUGUCCUCUGACGACUGGGAGAAGAAACUGGACGCACUGAAGACGGUUCGAGCUCUGGUGCAACACCACCCGGCGUUACUGCAGACCAAACUGCACGAAGUCUGCCUGGUCCUCGCAGAAGAGGUGAAUAACUUGCGCUCUGGUGUGGCCUGUGCUGCGAUGGCCACCGUGGCAAAGCUCCACGUUCACCUGGGGAGGGCCAUGGACCCCGAGGCCGAGUGGACCGGCCCCGUCCUGCUGCUGAAGUUCGCCCAGACCACCAACGUCUUUAUUCUAGAUCAGGCUCACCUGGCCCUGGAAGCGCUGGUGGAGGGCUGCAGCCCCGGGAGAAUACUGCCCGCUCUCCUCAACACAGGGCUGAGGUAA
Molecule: messenger RNA, 1236 nt
Organism: Etheostoma cragini (Arkansas darter)
Lineage: Eukaryota; Metazoa; Chordata; Actinopteri; Perciformes; Percidae
Exons: 5
Coding region: 169-1236 (355 amino acids)
Biological process (GO): microtubule cytoskeleton organization
Cellular component (GO): cytoplasmic microtubule
Molecular function (GO): microtubule binding
Source: RefSeq, a predicted model, not a curated record